AUGGACUGCUCACCUUCACCUCCAAGGCCCCAGUCACCACCGUUGUCCCCACCACCACGGCGUCGUUCUCGCAGACGACGGCGGUUUUCAGACCGCUUCGCGUGCGGUCACGGCACCCACACUGACGACGAUCACAGGUAUCCGCCGGAACGCACGCAGUCGCUCGAAAGACCCAGCGAUGACCACCAGAAAGACGAUGCCCCGCCCGCCAGAAAGAUUGUCCGCUGGGGUCACGUCACUGAGAUUCCUAGCCCCGACUACAGAAGCCGCGAGCGCGAGGGCAGCCCUGGUGGCUAUCGCCCGUCUUGCAAAGUCGCAGCCAAGCCCUGCUUGAAACCGCCCACUUCCUCAGAUCAGGAGAUGGUGCAGAGGAACCUUCAGGCCAUGGUGGACGUGUCUACAAACCGUCUGAACAUGUACUACAACGCCAUGGAGUACUUCUCCGGUGACGUGGUUCUGGACGAGGUCAUGUGUCAGGACGAGGGACGCCUUUUCCAAAAGGCAAGGAGACAAUCUUUGAAAGAUACGUUCGGCUUCGUCAGGUCGCCAUCUCACACUCCAUCCAGGUCCAGAUCGGGAAUAUCGCUUUGA
This is a messenger RNA of Aspergillus pseudoviridinutans, 591 nucleotides long. RefSeq lists its product as uncharacterized. The record is from RefSeq and is a predicted model, not a curated record. NCBI's taxonomy places the organism in Eukaryota, Fungi, Ascomycota, Eurotiomycetes, Eurotiales, Aspergillaceae. The coding region runs from base 1 to 591 and encodes 196 amino acids. The transcript has a single exon.